CUGGCUGAACACUGAGUGGCCGAGGUAGAGCACCACCUUUGUGUCUGCUCCCGCCCACCAGAAUCACAUCUGCCCCCCACACGCCACCAAUCAGCCAGCAUUGUCACAAGUCUGUCGACCACCAGGACAGCCAGCAGCGUUGGGAGCCUCCAUGUUCCUCAGAAAGGAUGGGCCUCUUACUACUGCUCACCUCCAUGCUCCUGUCCAGCUACUUCCAUCCAUGGAGAGUGGUGAACGCACAAAUGUUCAUGAUAAGAGACAUCACCCUGUCCAUCGAGCCCAGUAUUGACGUGAUCCGGGACACCAAUGUGACACUAAGAUGCCAGGCCACUGUCAGCAGCUCUGGGCUGGAGGCCCUGAGUCGUGAGUACAUUAUAUACAAAGACAGUAAAACAAUCUACACCAAGACCUCCAGCACCUCGGAGGAUCUUCUGUACCCUCUAUCCGAGGUCCGAGUCUUCAACACCGGCAAAUACACGUGCAAGGUCAAGAUUGAGGGGAAACAAAUGACCAGCGGAGCCAGGAAACUCACAGUAACAGGCCUUUCAAAACCAGUUCUCCACCUUAACAAGGUUGUAGUCAGUGAAGGGGAGGAGAUAACGGCCAAGUGCACGGCGCCCGGCGAGACAGGCUCCAUUUUCUUCUACUUCUACGAGGACUCCACAGAGAUCCAGGAACAGCAGGUCCUCUCUAACCAGGCAGAGGCCAAGCUACGCUUGAGCAGCGUUGGCGUCCACAAACUCCACUGUGCCUAUACUGUCCUCAUAACGCCAGACUCCUUUAAGUCUGAGGAAAGCAACACUGUCACUGUGUCAGUAAAGGAGCUUCCCAUCGCAGCAGUUUUGGAGAUCUUGCCCCAGUCCCCCAAGAUCUAUGAAGGAGACCAACUCUUCAUCUCGUGCACUGUCCGAAACGCUCUGCACACCUUUAAGAGUAUCCAUCUCUACCUGAGCCAGGGGAACAAGCUUCUCAGCAGGGGAGACACCAAAGUCAACCACAGCAGCGUUGCCCUGGCCAAGGACCCGGGAGACUUUGAGUGCAGGUUGGAGAUGGGAGAUGUAGUGAAAAUCGACACAAAGACGAUUUCAGUGACUGAGCUGUUUUCGGUGCCCACUCUCACCAUGUCUCCUGCUGCAGUCUUUCAAAAGGAAUAUCUGAAAUUAACCUGUAAAAGUGAGAGCUCUGCCUCUGAAAGACUCAACAGGGACGAGUUGAUUUACACUCUUGAUCCACCCGGAGGCCCAUUGAUCCGCAAAGGCCCUGGAAUAUUUUCUGGCAAUGCCCUGCUGUAUGAUUUCAACUAUACCUGUGUAGCUCAGGCCAAGGGCAUCGUGAAGCAAAGUGAAACCCUGACUGUACGCCCUAAAGUUUCUGUCUCCACACCAAAGAUCUCGGUGGUUGGCAGAGCUGUCCUAGGACAGCCCUUCAAGAUCCUCUGUCAGUCGGACAUUGGCAGCUUGCCAAUAAACUACACCCUGCUGAUGGGGUACGACCAACUGAGCACUAUUGUUGUCAAGCAGCCCUUUCAACAAGCUCUCUUCACAGUCAACAUCCCCAAGCCUGAUGAAAUAAGCAAGUACAUGUGCGAGGCAAAGAAUCGGCAAAGGGAAGCCCCGCUCAGUAAAAGACUCAACGCUACUGUCAUAGUGCCUCUGACGCACCCAAUUCUUACCGUCAUCCCCCACCCACCGGAAAUAUCUGAGGGAGAUGAUCUCUACCUCAUAUGUGGUGUUAAAGGCUCUCCGCCGGUCAGCUUUAAGUGGUAUCGUGUUGGCAACAAACAUCCGCUGUACACAACCACAUCCAUCAAGAACAACACGGACUACCAGGUCCACAGUUUGUCCAAAGAGCACAGCGGCGUCUACUACUGCGAGGCGGUCAACCACGCCAACAAUGUCGUCCGCAGUAACUCUGUCACUAUAGAGGUGCGCCUGGCGUUGUGGAAAAAGGUGGUGAUCGGUGGUUUCAGUCUUCUGGCGGUGUCUGUGUUGGUGGUUGUGUGUGUACUGUGCUUCAGAUCCAAGAGAGGUAAAAGAGAAGCAGCUGCUGAAUUGUCAGUAAAGCCUUCAAGCCCUAAAUCAGAUGACUCAUUAACAGUGAAUCUAACCCACGACACAGAGGUUUAUAACGCAGCCACAGGCGCAGCGCCACUCUAUGAUGGCAUGGAGGGGAGAGGGACCAAUGGGGCACGAGAUAGCGUGGCGUCGCUUCCCGUUGACAUCAGCAACAGGAGCAGCUACAGUAUCCCAGCUACAGUGUAGAGAUGCCCCAAAAUGGGCGGGACUUUUUUACUUUUAAAGCAAAAGGGAGUUCUAUGAAAUUAAGAGGCAGUAAUAUUUGUGAUGAGUGUUGAAGGAUGUGGACACAUUUUCUCAGUGAUAAGGAGGGGCGUGUUAUGAAACAAUAUAAACCAGGACCUGCUGCUCCCUCUACCCUCCUGCAAUCUAGAUGGCCUUUGAUUUUAUACUUAACAUUACUGUCUUUAUUCUUUGUAUCCUCAGUGAUUUUGUGUCCUUUAUUGUUGCAACUGCUCUGUUUUUCUGAUUUGUAUAUACAUUUUAUCACCAUCACAGGAAAUGUGUGUAUAUACUUUUGGUUGAUCCUCUGACUGGUUGGAAGAGACACUUGUAGAAUAAAGACGUUGGUUUUA
Cyclopterus lumpus (lumpfish) is the source of this 2650-nucleotide messenger RNA. RefSeq names its product platelet endothelial cell adhesion molecule. The record is from RefSeq and is a predicted model, not a curated record. NCBI's taxonomy places the organism in Eukaryota, Metazoa, Chordata, Actinopteri, Perciformes, Cyclopteridae. Gene Ontology annotation, biological process: cell surface receptor signaling pathway. Gene Ontology annotation, molecular function: transmembrane signaling receptor activity. The coding region runs from base 168 to 2261 and encodes 697 amino acids. The transcript has 12 exons.